AUGUUUACAGUGCACAAUCAAAUGUGCACAACGCCAUUAAGGACUCCUUCUUCCUGCAGGUGAUGACGUUAGCGGAGGCAGCGGAGGAGAACCGCUCUCUGCUGGAGGAGGCGUUUGUCCGCCUGCGGAGCGCCACUCACCUGUUGGUGCUGCUGCUGUCGCUGUGGCACGGCCUGACCCCCGACCAGACGGCCAUCCUGGAGGCCACGCUGCUGCCGCUGCUGCAGGACUCCCCACAGCUGGGUUGGGAGGAGAGCUGCGACGCCGCCGUCUCCCACCUCCUGCGGAGCUGCUUGUCGCGGAGCUCCAAGGACCAGGCCACAUCUCUGGCCCAGGCAGGAGGCCCCCUGCUGAGCCUGCCGCGAGACACCGCUCGCCUCAAGAAGCACAUCACGCUGCUGUGCGAUCGCAUCGGCAAGGGAGGCCGUCUCACCCUGGCCUCUGAGGCCAACGCUCCAGUCCCCGCCCAGGUCCAGAAUCUGGCUGCUCCUG
Messenger RNA from Paralichthys olivaceus (Japanese flounder), 492 nucleotides. The record is from RefSeq and is a predicted model, not a curated record. Lineage: Eukaryota; Metazoa; Chordata; Actinopteri; Pleuronectiformes; Paralichthyidae.